Messenger RNA from Gallus gallus (chicken), 1619 nucleotides. It is a transcript of the gene CUPIN1A, whose product is annotated as germin-like protein subfamily 2 member 2-like. Lineage: Eukaryota; Metazoa; Chordata; Aves; Galliformes; Phasianidae. The transcript has 10 exons. The coding region runs from base 177 to 1565 and encodes 462 amino acids. Gene Ontology annotation, biological process: activation of protein kinase B activity. Gene Ontology annotation, cellular component: plasma membrane; Golgi apparatus. The record is from RefSeq and is a predicted model, not a curated record.
AACGUUAAUGAGACGGAUCCGGUGCGGUGAGCUGCCAGGACCUGGCUGGGAUCAUUAGGGAGGUGGGGGGGGGUUAAUUAGCGCCUUAAUUAGCACUAAGUCAUUAAGAUGGAUCCACUCAGAGCUCGGGGAGGGGGAGAAAGCGGAGCUGGCAAGCUCAUUAAGGGGUAAUUAAGAUGGACAACCGGGCCUUCGAGAUGCAACCUGAGGGCGCCGCCAGGUCCUGGAAGGGCAAAGAUGGGCCGCAAAGAGAGGCCCCCCAAAGCAACGGAACCCUCCGGAAGCUGUUUGCGCUUUGCCUUCUGGCCGGCGUGAUGAGCACAGCUCUGAGCGUGGCCAGUUUGGCCCUGGUGUACAGCAAGGCGGGCGGCCUCGUUAGGGAAAUGAGCGCUAACGAGGGAGGGGUUGUUAACGAGGAAGGAGUUAACGAGGAGGGAGGAGGCGGCGGAGGCGCCCGGUUUCGCUUCUUCUAUCGGUUGAGUCGGACGGAGCCCCAAAAAUACCCCGGCGGCCAAAUCCAAUGGGCGACCUCGAGAUCCAAGCGGGACCUUUACCCCGACCCCGAAGGGCUGCAAUUCGGGGAGAGCCUCCGGCAGCACCAAUCCCACAUGAGCGUGGCCUUGCUUCGGAUCAAAGCCGGCGGCCUCCGCGUCCCCCACUGGCACUUCAACGCCGCCGAGCACGGCUACGUGCUGCAAGGCACGGCGUGGGUCGGCGUGGCGAGCGGCGCCAACGCCACGACCUACAACGCCACCGUGGGGCAGGCGGUGUUCUUCCCCCCCGGCGCCGUCCAUUGGCUUAAGAACGUCGGCGGGGGGGAGUUGGCGGUGGUCCUCUUCUUCGGGAGCCACGAGGAGGUGAAGACUUUGGACGUGGACGAGGCUUUCUUCGGCACGGCGGAGGAUAUCGCGGCUCGGGCGCUUCAGCCGAGCGGAGGGCUGGAGUUCAUCAGAAGCUUCCGGAAGGCGUCGGAGGACCAAAGGGUGAACCUCCCCCCCAAUUUGGCCCAGUUGGUGCACAGCGCGGCCUACGGGCGCUCGGAAGACAGCCGGGUGUGGCGCUACUUCUACGACCUGGCGGCCUCUCCUCUCCACCCUUUCCGGGGCGGUUCCUUUCGCUGGGCUCCUUAUCGCCCUUCCAGGACCUUCAUGAGCCCCAUGGAACGCAUUUACACCCAAUCCCUGGACGAGAGCUCCGCCCCCCUGACGUUGGCUCUCCUCCGCAUCCACCCUAACGAGCUGGGCCAGCCUCAUUUGCAUGGCAACGCUAACGAGCUCGCCUACGUCGUUAGCGGCCGAGGCCGGGCCGGCCUGGUGACGGAGAAGGGGUUGAAGGUGGAGAUGGAGGUCGGGGUCGGAGAUGUGGUGUUUUUCCCUGCCGGGACCCAACAUUAUUUGGAAGCCGGAGGCGAUGAGGGACUGCUGCUGGUCGUGGCCUACAGCACCGGCAAGAAGGAGCUGAAGACCCUUCGGAUGAACCAAUACUUCAAGGCCACGGCGGAUCAUAUCCUGGCCCAGCUCUUCCGGAAGGAACAACGGGAGUUCCAGAGGUUCCCCCGCUCUUAAUUAGCGGGGUUAAUUAGCGAAAGGGUGGCGGGAAUAAAGGAGUUUUUCAUGGGC